AUGUUACGUGUAUGUGAUGCAUUGGUUAAUUCGAUGAAUAGUUUUUUUUGGUUUGGUCUUCUUCGUUGUCGUGAAACGUUGUUUGGUCGGGAUAUAAUAUCGUUGGCACGCUUAUUUUAUACUUCCCAACGAUACAGUCAGGUAGAGAGUGAUCGCGAUAAAAAGUCAGAUUAUCGGUUGAAACGUAAAAAUCAUUUCGGGAAGAAGAAUCGCGAGCGCUUAUCAACAUAUUUGUAUAAUAUGGCUGCACCUGAAAUUGAAGAGCAGCUUAUACCACUUCGUGCAGCUGUUAAGGAGUUUGGUGAUUUGAUACGUUCUCUCAAAGAAAAAGGUGCUCCGAAAACGGAUAUCGAUAGAGCGGUUAAUGAGCUGAAAGCUCGCAAGAAAAAACUGGAAGAACGUGAACUUGCUUUAGCACCUAAAAAUAUUUCAUUUUUUGACCGGCUGAAAUUUGAGGAUUUAUUGAAGCAGCGUUUCUUUUAUGAUCAAUCAUUUGCAAUCUAUGGAGGUGUGACCGGAUUGUAUGAUUUUGGUCCGAUGGGAUGUGCUAUGAAAGCGAACAUGAUUAAUCUUUGGCGAAAUCAUUUUGUUCUUCAGGAAAAUAUGCUUGAGCUGGAUUGUUCAGUACUUACUCCUGAAAAUGUUCUCAAAGCAUCAGGGCAUGUUGAUCGAUUUUCUGACUGGAUGGUGAAAGAUCUGAAAACCGGUGAAUGUUUUCGAGCUGACCAUCUGAUCAAAAAUUUCGUUGAGAAAAUAUGUGAGGAUACAAAGACAUCGGCUAGUGUUAAAGAGGAACUAAAGGAAAUCCUGGCGAAACUGGAGGGUUUUAACGAUGCAGACAUGCACAAUGUCAUCGUAAAGCACAACAUCAAAUCUCCAGUAACAGGGAAUGAAUUAUCCGAGCCUAUUGCUUUCAACUUGAUGUUUCCAACAAUGAUUGGCCCAACAGGCGAUCUGAAGGCUUACUUGCGACCAGAAACGGCACAAGGCAUCUUUGUUAAUUUCAAGCGGUUGUUAGAAUUUAAUCAGGGUAAGCUACCGUUUGCUGCUGCCCAAAUUGGUUCUGGUUUUCGAAACGAGAUUUCUCCAAGGCAAGGUUUAAUACGACUUCGUGAAUUUACAAUGUGUGAAAUUGAGCAUUUCGUUGAUCCGAAUAAUAAAAGUCAUCCAAAAUUUGAACGGGUGAAGGAUUACAACCUGAUAUUGUUCUCGGGUUGUAAUCAAAUGGAUGGUGCACCAGCAGAAAUAUUGCCAAUUGGGAACGCUGUUGCUAAGAAGUUGGUUGCAAAUGAAACUCUUGGUUACUAUAUGGUUCGAGUUCACAAAUAUUUGAUGCGCGUUGGAGUAGACCCAAAGAGACUGCGAUUUAGGCAGCAUUUGGCUAAUGAAAUGGCUCAUUAUGCUUGUGAUUGCUGGGAUGCUGAAAUCUUGACAUCGUAUGGAUGGAUUGAAUGUGUUGGAGUAGCUGAUCGUGCAUGCUAUGAUUUGUCGCAACAUUCGAAAGCUACGGGGGAGAAACUAGUAGCUGAGAAAGUGCUCAGUGAACCAAAAGUUGUGCAGAUUAUUGAAGCAGUACCCAAUAAGGCAGUUAUUGGAAAAAUUUACAAAACAGAAGCGAAGCAGAUCUUUACUAGGCUUGAACAGCUCACUUUAGAAGAAGUUGAGAUGCUGGAAAAGGAGAUCGUUUCUGCGGGCAAUGCGAAACUUCGAUGUGGAGAUAAAGAAGUUGAAUUGCAAAAAGAUUACAUUACCAUUAAAAGAUACGAAAAGAAGGUGUAUACUGAGGAAUUCUUCCCAUCAGUUAUUGAACCCUCAUUCGGUAUUGGAAGGAUCAUGUAUAGCGUUUUGGAACAUUCUUUCCGUCAAAGGGAAAAUGACGAACAAAGAGUGUAUUUUGCACUGCCACCAAUUGUUGCUCCAAUCAAAUGUUCUGUGCUUCCAAUCUCAUCGAAUCCACGUUUUGAGCCAAUUAUGGAUGCUGUACGCUCAGAAUUAGUUAAAUUUUCUGUGAGCUAUAAACAAGAUGACAGCAGUGGAUCACUUGGUCGACGUUAUGCUAGGACAGAUGCCAUAGGCAUACCGUUUGGUAUAACGAUUGAUUUUGAAUCGGAAUCAGAACCAUGGACUGUAACUUUGCGCUACUCAAUCACAAUGGAGCAAAUUCGACUAAAGGUGAAUGAUGUUGGAAAAAUCGUUGCUGAUUUAUCAUCCGAGAGGAUGUCUUGGAGCGAAGCACAACAGAUUUAUCCUAAAUUUGAGCAAAAAUCUGAUGCUUAA
Molecule: messenger RNA, 2277 nt
Organism: Brugia malayi
Lineage: Eukaryota; Metazoa; Nematoda; Chromadorea; Rhabditida; Onchocercidae
Gene: Bma-gars-1
Product: glycyl-tRNA synthetase, putative
Exons: 16
Coding region: 1-2277 (758 amino acids)
Biological process (GO): mitochondrial glycyl-tRNA aminoacylation
Cellular component (GO): cytoplasm; mitochondrion
Molecular function (GO): glycine-tRNA ligase activity; ATP binding
Source: RefSeq, a predicted model, not a curated record